AUGAAGGUUACUGAUUGCGCUUCAGGGGACUUAUUCCUCUCCGCUCUGUGUCAUGUUGUAUCUCCGACAGCCCCUCUAAGGUUGGGUAACACUGAUAUUCCCGAGUUGCAUGAGGAAAACUGGAAAGCAACAGCCCAAGGUAGGAAGAGAUGGAGAAGGAUUGUUAGGGUCGGCAAAGAGUCAACAUACAGAGAACUGUUCAGGAAAUAUUACAAGAUACCGAGCGAGAUGUGGAAAUCUUGA
Molecule: messenger RNA, 243 nt
Organism: Nezara viridula (southern green stink bug)
Lineage: Eukaryota; Metazoa; Arthropoda; Insecta; Hemiptera; Pentatomidae
Source: the annotation of a GenBank genome assembly